Molecule: messenger RNA, 949 nt
Organism: Chaetomium fimeti
Lineage: Eukaryota; Fungi; Ascomycota; Sordariomycetes; Sordariales; Chaetomiaceae
Exons: 1
Coding region: 475-687 (70 amino acids)
Source: RefSeq, a predicted model, not a curated record
CCCAACAAGCAACAGCUGAGCAAUUCUGUGCCAAUGCCGACCACUGAUCGUAAGAGGCGGGAUUGUCAAGUUGAAUUGGCCUAAGAAAACGUUCCUCAAACCAUCACAGCGUGCAUAGCGAUUUACUAGCCGUUUACUACCUAGACGAACGAGAACAGAACCCGUCUCUGACCUGGCAUGCUCUGCUGUCACAUUGUCUCGUUUAUAACCUAGGCAUCCUUUGAUUCUCAGUUGUGGAGGCAGGUGUUAUUCAGAUUUGGAGUCCCAGUCCGUACUUUGAGUUGUAUGGUUGACUCAAAUCCAAAAGAAUCCCUUUUGUUUCUUAUACAUGUCAAUGGGAAAGGGAAACCUACCUAGGUAGGCUUCCAAGUUUAAUCCAGGUAACCUCUCACUUUUCCAACACCCAGUCAUUAGGUUGCUUGCUUAACACCCUUUACUCUCCCGAGAGGUGCGUUACGGAGAGUCCCCGCCAGCAUGCUUGUGUCCUGUGCCUCGAUAACUCUCGAAGUUCCCAAUAGGCAGCACCGGUCAAAGGAUUCUGCAACCUUGCUCUUCUUAAUUCUAGUGUGCUCGACACAUUGCGUUCAUUUCAAAACAGUAUUUAUUUACCAUCAGCGGCAUAAACUCCUCUUAAACGCGCGUAACCCAGUGUGUCCGUGGAAAUUUGCAGUGCCUCCAUGUGUGUAAGUGACGGAAGCCGGCUCAAGUCAUAUUAAGGUGCAUUGGGAGUUACCCUGCUGGCGGGGUGGAGGUUUUGAGGUUGUCUUCGGGCUGGUUUCCCCGCAUCCACUCUCCAAAUCUUCCAACCAAGGUAAAGACCUACCUACCACCUGGUGAGGAUUGAAAUAACUGAGUAUGGGACCGGUAGGGGGCUUGAAUGUUUUCUGGUUAACGUCAGUUUGAAGAAUUCAGCAUAUUGGUGUUGGCGUGUCGAGUUAAAUCACCAGCG